Raphanus sativus (radish) is the source of this 882-nucleotide messenger RNA. RefSeq lists its product as uncharacterized. The transcript has 6 exons. The record is from RefSeq and is a predicted model, not a curated record. Bases 1 to 882 code for a protein of 293 amino acids. Lineage: Eukaryota; Viridiplantae; Streptophyta; Magnoliopsida; Brassicales; Brassicaceae.
AUGAAGAAGCAGAAAAGAAAGAGGAAGGUAACGAUGAAGAACUGCAGAAGAAUAAGGAAGGUGACAAUGAAGGACUGCAGAAGAAAGACGAAGGGGACAAUGAAGAACUGCAGAAGAAUCAGAGAGUAUUGUGACAUCGUCCAGGACUGCAUUGAAAGGAACAUGACCAAGGAAGAUACUAUGAGAUUUGUACAGAAUGAGUAUCUAAUCCCACUUCAAGAUACCAACAGAGUUUGGAAUCGUCUUCAAAGUACGAAUCCAGAUUUAUUCAUAGCAUACAAUGCAAGGAUCCGUGAGCGCGAUGCAAGGAUCCGUGAGCGCAAUGCAAGAAUCCCUCCCCCCGUUGCACAACCUUCACCACAAGAGGUAACUUCAGCAAGGAGACGUAAACCGCUUGGGACAAAGCCAGAACACCGUCUAUCUCCUCCUCCUCCUACUUCUCGCACUUUGUUGCCUGAUUUGAAUGUUCCUGUUGCAUCACCACAAGAAGAUGCUGCUUAUGCUAAUGCUAAUGCGAUAGAGAACCAAAAAAUUCAAGCUCCUCAGCAGCAGCCAGUUUAUCCCAAUAACUUUUGGCAGCGGGUUAUGAAUACCUUGGGCCAGAUUCAGAGUAAUACGCAGCAUUUGGAUACUUUGGGUCAGAUUCAUAGUAAUACAGAGCAGCUUGUCAAACUAGUGACCGAUGUACAUGGAUUUGGACCAUAUCCUUCUACUGCGGGAUCACUAAAGAGACAGCGAGCUGAGGAGGCAGAAGAGAGAGGUAAAAAAGAAGAAGAAGAGAAGCAGCAGAAGAAAGAUGAAGGUAACGGUGAAGAAGUGCAGGAGAAAGAGGAAGGUAGCGAUGAAGAGCUGCAGAAGAAUGAGGGAUGUGGCACUGUAUAA